AUGGAUAUUGAUUACAAAGAGAAGGAGUCAAAAGUCAUUGAUAAAUCCAAAAUUUUUCAGACAGAAGAAGAAAGUAAUGAUGAUAUUGAUGAUGUUGAUGUACUAUUUAAACCAAUUUUGCCGGGUCCAGAUAUGAUUAAAGAGUUAUUUGAUAAUUUUAAGGGUUAUCCUCCAGAAACUCAAUUAUAUGCGUUAAUGGAAUUGCGACGUGUUAUUCAAAAUGGGCAUGAAGAUGAAUUUUCCACAUUAUUAGAAAUGAAAUUACCGCAAAUAUUAUUGGAAAUCGUAUUUACUGCUAGUUCUAAAACUGUUGUCAUUAAUUCGAUUCAAUCCAUAUAUAAUUGGAUCAUUUACGCAGAAGAAAUUCCAGAAAUAUUUUAUGAUACAGAUUUUAUGCUAUUAUUAUUUAAGAUAUCAACUACGAUACCUCAGAUUGAUGAAAAUGAGGGGAACCAAAUUGAUUCAUUUCAAAAAAAAGAUGUUAUUAAUUUAUUCCGUUGUUUGUUAACAAAAAGUCAAGAUUUCGCAAAUGAGGUAGACAGAGAAGAGUACAUUGGAAGAUGUAUUCGAUAUAUCCAAUACUAUUUUACUGAGAAACAAUGUACACCUGCUUUCAUGAAUGAAAUUAUUGAUUUAUUACGAAUAUUUUUGCGGUCAAAGUUUAUAUUCGAGUUAAAAAUUGAGGAAUGUGAAUCUAUGUUUGGUAUUCUUCACUUUUUGGACCAAAAAUUAUCAAUUGAAUACGCAAACUAUUACGAAAUUGUUUUGGAUUUAGCAUUAGUUUAUUUUAAUAUAAGUGAUGAUUUCGCUCGGUACUUUAUAGAAGAAAUUGACUUAAAUCAAAUGAUAAUAAAUUGUACUCACGGAGCAUACUUGGAGAAGGACUCUUUAAUCAGUUUUCUCUUUGAAUGCAAUGCAAAAGAAGGCGUUCGGAUUAAUGAUGCAUUCGUUAAUUCCUUGCAUUGGCAAACAAUUAAAAAUUUCAUGAAUGAUGAAGACGAAAUAAUGUCUGAAGAUUUGAACAACAUUGCCGAAAGAACUUUAAUAUGGAUUAACUCACUAGUUCGUGAAUUUCCGAUGCUUUUGAAUGGCCCUGAAUUUGAAGACUUUGUUGAUGAGAUGUUAACGUUUCUUGCGGAUUCUGUUACGGUGUGCAGAAUACAAGCAAUGAAAUUCCUUGCUUUAUCAUUUAGAUUAACGUCAGAAAAAGUGAGAAAUCACUUAAUUGAAAAUAAUUUCAUUAAUUAUUGUGCAGAAUUCCUUUCAAAUGAUAAUGAAACGAUUUUAGAUGUCUUAUAUGUAAUUGAUAUCCAAAUCCACGCUGAAUCUAGUAAUUCAAGUAAUGAAUUUAACGAAUUCAUGAAUUAUUUGACUGAUCUUGGAAUUCUUGAUGAUAUUGAUGAGUUGUCAGUCUCUGAUAAUGAAAAAAUAGCUUCUGCAGCCUCUAAUUUAUUAGUUUUCAUUAAUUCUUUUGAACAAUAA
Trichomonas vaginalis G3 is the source of this 1482-nucleotide messenger RNA. RefSeq names its product armadillo (ARM) repeat-containing protein family. NCBI's taxonomy places the organism in Eukaryota, Parabasalia, Trichomonadida, Trichomonadidae. The record is from RefSeq and is a predicted model, not a curated record. The transcript has a single exon. Bases 1 to 1482 code for a protein of 493 amino acids.